This is a messenger RNA of Acaulospora colombiana, 1094 nucleotides long. The record is from the annotation of a GenBank genome assembly. Lineage: Eukaryota; Fungi; Glomeromycota; Glomeromycetes; Diversisporales; Acaulosporaceae.
AUGCCCCGUGACUCUGUGCUCAGUCAGUCCAACAGGAUCUCCUUGAAUGUGAAUCUGCCACAACUCGUCGUGAUUGGAUCUCAAAGUUCGGGUAAAAGUAGUUUGUUUGAAGGCAUCACCCGGCUCGGCCUACCACGUAGUAGUGGAACCUGUACUCGAGGAACUAAAAGAGGAACCACCUGGCGCUGUAGAAUUGGGCUAAAAUAUGAAUUUCAAGUAUCGGGAGAAAGAUUGCCCCAUCCACGACUCGAAACUUUCGGAGAAGAUAUUUUCGAUCCUUAUGAUGUUCCUGAGAGAAUUUCUCGAGCACAGGCUGCUAUUCUUCGUCCAGAUGUGGAUUGGCGAAAUUUCUUGGAGUCAGGCCAGUAUGAAACGAGCUCGGACUUCUCCUUCAACUCUGUUACGGUCGAAAUUGAAGGCCCUGAAGUUGAAGACUUGACAUUUGUAGACCUUCCGGGAAUUAUCGCGGCGGAUCCAGAAGGCCAACCGGGCCUGAAGGAAAGAGUGCGCGGCAUGGCCCUAGCAUAUGUUCAAAAGGAAGAAAGUCUUAUCCUCCUCGUAUAUCAAUGCGACCAGGACGAUCUCACUCAAGGUGCCGUCGAACUAGCCAAAGAAUGUGACCCUCAAGGAAACCGCACUAUUGUGGUUCUAACCAAGCCUGACCUCCCAACAUUGCGGAGCACUGCUCAAGUGUUGAUGGCACCGUGGAAGCAACGAUUUCGAGAGUCAGAGAACUGGUUUGUUGUCAGGCAGCCAGACGGGAACUAUAUAAAUCAGUUCGAUCCUAAUGCCUGGGGAGUGGCGCGAGAGGAAGAAGAGAUCUUUUUCCGGGAGAAAUGGCAAGAGGAGUGGAAUGACCAGUCACUUCAGAGUCGUUUAGGAACCAAGAAUCUCCGAAACUAUUUGCCUGCCAAAUCUAUACCAGCACAUUUCGUCGCAAUUGAGGGAAACAGAGAAAGACCUGCGCAGUCUUCCAUCGCCGAGGAAGGAUCCAGUCAGGGAUAUGGACCAUCUAUUGGACAUGCCGUUCACGCUUGGAUACAUUCGUCGAGACACAUGUCUAUCAUCUCUACCCCCGACUUGUCCGUUCGACC